AUGGCCCUCCCUGCUCCAACCGAGUGCCCUGAGGACCAAGAGCGCGCCUGCGCGCUGCACAGGGACCACCUCGCGCCAGCUCGGUGCCGGUCUCUCACACAUUCCGGCAACCCGUUCGGCUGCCAGAUCUUCGCCCCCGGCUCGACGGACCUCAAGCUCGUCGCCACAUGCCCGACCAAGGCCAGCGACAAGCUCACGAUUGGGUUGACGACCUCCGGCGCUCGGUCAAAUCAAGAGUCCGCGGGCGUCGCGCGCGCGGUGGAUUACAUGAAGGGCGCGGAUGACCAGUGUGGCAACAUCUUCGACCCUCAGCUCCUCUCUGACCUCCUCUCCUCCCCCAUCCUCACCCACUUGGGCUGGUCUGUGCACGUCGAGCUCGCCUUCGACGAUAACCACGCCGUCUUCUCCUCCGCGCCCGCCGACGAGUCCCCGCUUUCAGCGGUCCCGUUCACAGACAACAAGCUCCGGUACACGGAGCUCCCUGAACUCCUCGCCCUCCACGUCAACCGGGGCGGCCACGAGGGCCAUUGCGCGCACCUCGCCCGUUGGGCGCCCACCUUCCUCGCCUUCAACAGUCUCCCCGCCUCGCCGAGUUCAUCGCGCCCUCCAGCGAGCCCUAGCCCGGCACGGCGACAGAGGAGGGCAUGGCCAUCUACGUCGAUCGCUGCUACCCGUCGGUCACAUGUAUCAUGGAGCGCGCGCGCGGACGGGCCCGUCGCCCCGCGCCCCGCGCUUGACCGCGUCUUCGUCAUGGCGAACGGCGACUUGGUGUGA
Molecule: messenger RNA, 774 nt
Organism: Epithele typhae
Lineage: Eukaryota; Fungi; Basidiomycota; Agaricomycetes; Polyporales; Epitheliaceae
Exons: 5
Coding region: 1-774 (257 amino acids)
Source: RefSeq, a predicted model, not a curated record